GUGGGUGUCUUUCUUGUGCCCUUGCUGCAAAUUAAGAUAAGCACCUACAACCCCAAACACCCAUAACUACAGAAGUGAACGGUCGUACCACUGGCUGCUCCAAUGCCCGAAAACGAUUACAUGGCAGAGAAGGAAAGCCCUGUUGAAUGCAUGGAAGAAGACAACAAGAAGAAAGCUAAGAAAAAGAAGGGCCAGACAUGGGCUAAGGAGGGACCACGGGAUCCUUUCGAACUGCUCAACUCCCUUCCUGAGGAGAAGCAACAGGAGAUUCAGAAAGCCCUGCACCUCUUUUCUGUGGGCCAGGGGGCUCCAAAGAACCUCAAGGAGGCUCUUAGACACAAAUAUCAGUUUUGGAAUACCCAGCCAGUUCCUAAGAUAGAUGAGGAAGUGACAUCGCAAGGGCCUAUAGAAUCAGAGAGGUCUGGUGUUCGAGAGGAACCAUAUUCACUCCCACAGGACUUCAUUUGGGACACGCUCGACUUGGAAAACCAAGAGCAGGUGAGAGAACUGUGUGACUUCCUGAAUGAAAACUACACUGAAGAAGAUGACAACACACUUCGCUUCCAUUACUCUCCACAAUUUUUGCUCUGGGCUCUUUGUCCCACUGGUUGGCAGUCAGAAUGGCAUUGUGGAGUCCGGGUAAACUCCAGUCACAAACUAGUGGGAUUCAUAAGCGCCGUUCCUGCCACUGUUCAAAUAUUUGACACAGAGCUGAAGAUGGUGGAGGUGAAUUUCCUUUGUGUGCACAAAAAGCUUCGCUCUAAAAGAGUAACACCAGUCCUGAUCAAAGAGAUCACCAGACGGGUUCAUAAACAGGGUAUAUUUCAGGCAAUCUACGCUGCCAGUGCAGUUCUACCAAAGCCCAUCGCAAACCCCAAGUCCUGGCACAGAUCUCUGAAUCCACGCAAGCUGAUUGAGCUGAAUUUCUCAUCUUUGUCAAGUAACACCACCCUGCAGCGUGCCAUCAGGCUAAACCGGCUUCCACAGACAACAAAAACUCCAGGCCUUCGUCCCAUGAUCGAACAGGAUGUGCCUGUGGUUCACGAUCUACUGAGAAAACAUCUAACGGCAUUUCAUCUCUCUCCUGUCCUGUCCCAGGAGGAGGUUCAGCAUUGGUUCUUGCCUCGAGACUCUGUUAUUGACACAUAUGUUGUAGAGAGCAUAGAUGGUGUCAUUACUGACAUGGUGAGUUUCUACACACAACUCUCUUCGGUUCUGAACCAUCCGGUGCAUAAAAGCCUGAAGGCGGCCUGUGCUCUCUACUGUAUCAGCAAGUCCACACCAAUCCAGCAGCUAAUGGAGGACAUCCUUAUCAUCUGUAAAGCAAGGGGCUUUGAUGUUUUUUUUGCACCAGAUAUAAUGGACAAUAAAGCGUUUUUUGAGUCACUUAAAUUCAGGAUGGGAGAUGAAUCCAAACAGUAUUACCUCUACAACUGGAGAUGUCCUGAAAUAGCAUCAGAGAAGGUGGGAAUUGUGUUGAAGUGAUGGCAUUUGUGUUCUUUCAUUCAUCCAGUUUCACAUCCAUGCAGUAUUUUUUGCAAGUAUUAUUAUGAUCAUAAACGUGUAUUUGGAUUUUUGUUCCUGUUUCAAUUGGUUCUUGGACUGUGUUUUGGACUGACUAAAGUUUUGUACAGUUUUGUCUUUGACCUGUGCGUUUAUAUAGACUGCUUACUGUUAUUUUCAAUGAUAACAUUGUAUUCGUUAAAUAAAUCUCUAU
Messenger RNA from Paramisgurnus dabryanus, 1717 nucleotides. It is a transcript of the gene nmt1b, whose product is annotated as N-myristoyltransferase 1b. Gene Ontology annotation, biological process: N-terminal peptidyl-glycine N-myristoylation. Gene Ontology annotation, cellular component: cytoplasm. The record is from RefSeq and is a predicted model, not a curated record. NCBI's taxonomy places the organism in Eukaryota, Metazoa, Chordata, Actinopteri, Cypriniformes, Cobitidae. Gene Ontology annotation, molecular function: glycylpeptide N-tetradecanoyltransferase activity.